AUGGAUCAUGUGCUCGUGCUAUUGGAAGCUAGUGGUACUGCAUUCAUCUUGUCCAUCAGACAGCCGCAGAGAGACGAUAUCGCCCAUGUGAAGUUCUCCAGCGCUCGGAGCAUUGCCAAAGCCCCCAACGGACGCAGCUUGGCCAUCUUGCAACGAAACAAGGGACAAGACCAGGUAACCCUUUUGGGCAUUGACAACGAUCACAUCUCGGUCCAGUCAAGCUUCAACAUCACGACCUUUGAUGCACAAGGACUGUUAUUCUCCCCGAACAGAGAGCCGGUCCUCGCCGUCUGGGACUCGGCCGCGCACGGAAUGGUUGUCAACUUCUUCUCUUCGAUGGGCCACCCUUUGAAGCAGCUCGAUCUUGGGCCUUUCGGAAUCUCCUCUGGUCUUGACGGUCUUGGCUUAUCGAAGCUCCAGUGGACAACUGGUGAUGACGAUACGGUUUUGAUCGCCUCGGACGGCAGCAAGCAAGUCCUGGUCAGGCGCCAGCAGAAUAGAACAAUGAGUGUGCAGGAUCUCGUUAUUUUGAAACAUCCGACUGUUAUCGAUGGAAGCAAGUCAAUCCUCUGGCAGCAGAACAAUGUCGAUGAGUUCUCAUUGCAAAAGGGCGCCUUCGACGCUGUCCUGGACCCUGCAGCAGGAGGAGAUCUCACAGCUCUCGAAGUCAAUGCCGACCAGACCUUUUUGGCUACAACGGUCGCUGACAACCCUAAAGCAGUGUGGCUAUGGCAAUCAGAGCAUCCGGACGCGCAUUCGAUCAUCGUCCUUAGAGACCCUGUCCGCCAGCUGCUAUGGCAUCCGCGACAGCCGAACGUUCUUGCAAUCGCAACCACAAGCAAAGCCCCGAAGCUCAUCGUAUGGUAUUCGGAGACCAGGCCGCCGGCGACUUGUCAGAUUCCAGUCUCCAGUGUCGUCUCUUCAAAAUUCGAAUUUUCUUGGGUCGGAGGAGCUUUGCAGGGAAGGAAUCCAAUUGUGUUGACCACCACCAAGGCAAUCAAUGUUGGUCUCUUGAGCGAGCAAGAGGGUGACAUUAGAUUCCAACCCCUGUUACCGGAAGUGAACUUUGGUCUCGACGAGGACGACGAUAUGACCGAGCUGUCGACACCGAGCAAGCCUGGUAAGAAGUCCAGGGACUUUGUUGAUACGUCAAUGUGUCGCCCCAAAUUUAGAACAAACCGCCUACCCUUUCCAACGUCCAAAACCCUCCCAAAACCAAUGGGUUCGGCUCCGACCACACCACCCAGCCAGAUCCUGGCCGACCCUAGCAAAGGCUCUCCUCCGGACGCUCCUCGCACUGCCAAUCACACCGAUGCCGGCAUCCGAAGCCAGCUUUCGCCAACCAUCGUGAGGGCAGGCAGGAUGCAUGAUCCUUUCGUCAGCCUCGAGAGUGAAGAGGAGGAGGAUGAGGAGGAGGAAGACGAGGAGGACGACAAUGGUGAGCAUAGGGAGAGGGAGGAGCAGGAGGCGAAGAACAAGGAUGAUGGCGCCAAGUCCAACUAG
Molecule: messenger RNA, 1503 nt
Organism: Cyphellophora europaea CBS 101466
Lineage: Eukaryota; Fungi; Ascomycota; Eurotiomycetes; Chaetothyriales; Cyphellophoraceae
Exons: 2
Coding region: 1-1503 (500 amino acids)
Biological process (GO): mitotic sister chromatid segregation; microtubule anchoring at mitotic spindle pole body; protein localization to mitotic spindle pole body
Cellular component (GO): microtubule organizing center; mitotic spindle; MWP complex
Source: RefSeq, a predicted model, not a curated record